AUGACUAUCUGCGGCCUUAUUUUCCCAAUGUUGCAUUUCAUAACUUUAAUAUACUAUGAUUGGACCUUUGACAGUAUUCUUCCUCAUUGGUGGUUCUUGCAUGGAACUUUUGCAAUCUUUUGGUAUCAAACAAUUGAUGCAGUAGACGGAAAAUAAGCUAGGAAAACUGAUAAUUGCAGCCCCUUAGACCUUGAUUAGAUAUCUUAUACAAUUAUCUUUUUAUCUGUGUGUACUCUGUGCAGAACAGGCCAUGAUUUCUGGACGAUAGUUAUGCUUAUGCCUGCAGUAUUUACUCCUCAUUACUCAAUUGAAUACAGAAAGCAUUUCACAAAAAUUCAUGUAACAGUGGUCGGUUUAUUUGGUGCAACAGAGUCAAUGCUAAUAAUGAUGACUGGAUUUAUGGGUUGCUAUUUCCACUCUGAAGCUAAUCAGGUUGAAUUUCUCGGGUUUUAGAUGAAUGUAGUUAAAAUUAUUUUAUAUGGGUCAUUUAUUAGUGGACUUCAUUAUAAUCUGACUAACAUUUACUUCGGUUUCAAUGGGGCUCCUACUACUGAGAGAGCAAUUUAAGCUAUUUAUCCAUAUGUCUAAUUAUACUUCAUGGCAUAUUUGCAAUAGUAUUCCUAAUUUUAUACUAAAAUGCCAAUGAUUUUUUAUGCAGGACUCGGUAUUUACUAGACUUAUGUAGCUGGCUUGUUAAACAUUUCCUCUACAGCUGAGAUACCAUUUUAAUAUCAUUAUUGGGAGGCAUACACUUAUAUAGUGUUGAUAUUAAUUGAUUUUAAUAGACUACUACCAGCACAGUUUUUAGUAGGAGGUUAUAUCUUCCUGGUCAUUGUUAUUUCAAUAAAGUACGGAUUAUUCUUAUACAGUAUUAUAACUCAGCUUACUUCUUAUCUUGGUAUAAAGUUACUCAAAGUCAAGCAAACUAGCAAGAAAGUCAAAUGA
Stylonychia lemnae is the source of this 945-nucleotide messenger RNA. The record is from the annotation of a GenBank genome assembly. NCBI's taxonomy places the organism in Eukaryota, Ciliophora, Spirotrichea, Sporadotrichida, Oxytrichidae.